Messenger RNA from Penicillium vulpinum, 1206 nucleotides. RefSeq lists its product as uncharacterized. The record is from RefSeq and is a predicted model, not a curated record. The transcript has a single exon. Lineage: Eukaryota; Fungi; Ascomycota; Eurotiomycetes; Eurotiales; Aspergillaceae. Bases 1 to 1206 code for a protein of 401 amino acids.
AUGCUUCUCCCACGGCGAGCGGUUAUCUUCCUCGGCGUCUGCUUCUUCCUCGGCUUCCUCUUCACAUCCCGGAGCCUCGCACGACCAUGGCGUGACGUACCCCAAGUCAUCGGCCUGGGUGACCUGAUCUCCUCGUCAUCCAACAUAACAAACGCCUGGAACACGACCCGCAGCCAUACAAACAACGACCUCUAUGCCCCACUGCCGGAUUUCAUCCCCGGCACCCCCAAACCUCCGGGCUACAAGUACUCUAAGGUGAUGGUCGUGACUCGGACCAAGGGGGAAGACACCAGCUGGAUCGCCAAUGAACUACCAGAUUGGGAUCAUGCCAUCUAUGUUGCAGACGACCCCACAGCACCACUCCAUCCGCCCAAGAACAAAGGUCACGAGGUCAUGAUCUACCUCACCUACAUUGUCGACCACUACGACAAGCUCCCAGACGUGGCGGUGUUCAUGCACUCGCACCAAUUCGCCUGGCACAACGAUAACCUCUUCGCUGGAGACGCGGCGCAGCUGCUCCGCCGCCUCAAUCUGAACCGAGUCAUCCGCGAGGGCUACAUGAAUACUCGCUGUGGAUUUGGCCCGGGCUGUCCAGCCUGGAUGCACCCUGGUGCGGUUGAAGAAGACGAGUCAAAGCAGGAGGAGAUCAUGCUGGCGCGCGCGUGGGGAGAACUAUUCCCCGAUCAGCAGAUCCCAUCUGUCCUAGCGCAGCCAUGCUGUGCGCAAUUCGCCCUGUCCCGCGAUCGCAUUCGCUCCAUUCCGCGCGCCCGGUUUGUUUUUUACCGUGAUUGGCUGCUGUCGACGGAUCUGAGUGAUUAUAUCACUGGUCGCAUCUGGGAGUAUCUUUGGCAGUAUAUAUUCACCGGGGAGGCUGUUCUCUGCGUUGAAGAAAAUGUUUGUCUAUGUGAUGGGUACGGGUUUUGUUUUGGCGGAAAUGAGGAAUUCAAUACUUACCGAGAAGUUGAAACGAAAAAGAAUGAGAUCCAGCGGGAAUUAGAUAAUUGGAUGUGGUUGUCUGACGGAAUUGGAUUUAAUGACGAUGCUGAAUUGGAUGAGAGUGAGGAGGGCAACGUUCUUUUCAAUCAACUUCAGGAGAAGCAGCAGGAGCUCAUUGAGACUCUAUAUGGUGCUAUGGAGCGUGGUAAGAACCCCCAGUACCGUGCCCAGGAGGCCGGUCGUCCUUGGAAAGAGGGUGAUGGGUUCUAA